UCGACGGACCAACGGUACUCGAUCCGCGGCAACCGGCGACUGCGCAGGUCCAUGCCCUCUCCGCACAAACUAGUGAUAAACCUAGUGCAGUGAAACCAAAUCGAUCUGUGAAAUGUUCUGUGUGUGAUACUGUGUGCUUAUAGUGUCUCGUCUAGGAUCCUCCAGAACUCUCGACGCUUCAAAGAUAUACUUCCACAUCGGGUCACAAUGUGGAUACUCCUCCUCCUUUUCAUGCCGGUGGUGUGGAGCCAGCAGCCCUGGGUGCCGUGUUCAGAGCUCAACGACGACCUGCGCUACCCCUGCCGGUGUAAGGUCCAGGUGGACAGAGCACUUCAACUGAGGAUAUUAAUGAACUGCGACCAUGUGGUCUUUUCUGGAGACUUUCCUCCGUUGCCGUAUGGCGCGCCUAUAGUGGCGUUCAGUCAGCGGUGGGCUGGACAGCAGUCCUUGCCAACGCAGAUAUUUUCCUCCUACGGAUUGCCGAUGAAAGAGCUAGACUUCUCUCACAACAGUCUCCGUAGACUACCAGACCGGCUGGUAUCUGGCAUCAAGGGUAAUCUAACCAAGUUGGUGCUCGCCGACAACCUCCUGGGAGAUAACCUCAACCCAAUAUUUUCCACCGCGGAACUACAUAAUUUGCCAGCUUUGGAAGAACUCGAUUUGAGCGGGAAUAAUAUAAGAGGCUUGGAAGAAGGCUUGCUAAUUGGAUGCAAUGUGAUGAAGAUAUUACGCCUCGACCGUAACAAUAUGAUCUCCGUUCCAUCUUCCUCUCUCAACGGGCCGCUUUCAUUAAAACUUCUUUCGCUCAGGGAAAAUAGAAUAGCUCUGAUCCGCCAAGCAUCGUUCGUUUCACAGAAGACACUCGAAGAAAUAGAUUUACACGGGAAUAUGAUUUCGAGCAUCGAAGGCGGCGCCUUUAUUAGUUUAAACGACCUUCAAACUUUAGAUUUAGGCCGUAACAAGCUCUCCAAGUUCAAUAGCGACGUGUUUCAGGGCAUACAAAACUUGGAGAAGUUGGACCUUUCUGAGAACUUUAUAACUGACUUCCCAACUGUCGCCCUCAAAUCCUUUACGGCUCUCAAACACUUAAACCUGUCUAGUAAUAUGAUCACGAAUUUGGACAGCAGUCACUUAAACUCACUUUCAUCGCUGCAAGUGCUUGACUUGAGCCGGAACAAUCUCGUGAAGCUGUCUCCGGGUACUUUCGUCGGUUUAAGCGAUCUGCGCUAUUUGGAUAUCGGAGUUAACUCGCUGAGAACCGUGGAGGACGACGCUUUCGACGGAUUAGUUAAUCUGCAAACUUUGUUGUUGAGAGAUAACAAUAUCCUACUCAUCCCGGCCACGGCUUUGUCUCGGUUGCCAAGUCUUACGUCAGUUCAUCUCGGCUUCAACAGGGUCACUGCGCUAUCGAGCGAUAUUCUUCGAGCCGUCUCAGAUAGAAUCAAUUCAUUAGUCCUAUCUAGAAACGUUAUUCGCGAACUACCCCCCGCAGCGUUCGAUCACUUCAAAAACCUUCAGCACUUAGACCUCUCCGGAAAUCUCCUGAACUCAAUAUCGGCAGAUGUGUUCAGCGGAUUGGAAGUAACGCUCGAAUUUUUGUCACUAAGCCAGAAUAGGAUUUUAGGCUUCACGGGACAACAGCUGAAGUUCGUUAGCUUGUGGUACCUGGAUAUAUCCGGAAAUCAGAUCUCCGAAGUGCCGGUGAAUGCAUUCGAGUCGAUCCCGAGUUUGUCGCACUUAAACAUGAGCCAUAAUUUACACAUGAGUGUGCUCCCGCAAAACGUUUUCAACCGCAACGAUGCUUUAUUGGUAGUUGAUAUAAGUAAUGUUGGAUUAAAAGCACUGCCAGUAAAUUUGUUCUCGAAAAACCAAAACUUGGAAAGAAUUUAUCUCUCAAAUAAUAAUUUACAAGAAAUAUCUGAAGGGACGUUUAAAAACUUAAAAAAUCUCACUCAUUUAGAUUUGUCUUAUAACAAUAUUGUUACGAUCAGAACUCCCGCUUUUGUUAAUGUAAUGUCUAUACAAUUUUUAUCUUUAAAGGGCAAUCAAUUAAAUGCAUUCAAGGGUGAAUUUUUCAACACGGGCACAAGCUUGGAAGUCAUAGAUAUAUCGGAUAAUCAAUUAAGUUAUUUAUUCCCAUCUUCGUUCAAAAUACACCCACGCUUGCGAGAAAUUAUAUUGACAAAUAAUAAAUUUAAUUUCUUCCCUUCGGAACUUAUAAGUACUCUGCAAUAUUUAGAAUUAGUCGAUUUAUCGGGAAACGCUUUGAAAAAUGUUGAUGAGUUAGACUUCGCCCGACUUCCGAAGUUAAGAACUAUUUUAUUAGCGCGUAACGAACUCGAGACUGUGAGUGAAAUGGCUUUCCAUAAUUCAAGCCAAAUACAGACUCUAGAUCUAUCUUAUAAUAAGAUAGAUCGAUUGGGCGAUAGACUUUUUGAAGGAUUGAUUAGGCUGGAAACAUUAAACUUGGCCGGUAAUCUUUUAUACGAACUGCCAGACAAUAUUUUUGAUAGAUCGAGACUCCAUAUGUUAGAGUGUAUUGUCCUCAGUCAUAACUUGUUUGAACAAGCUCCUUUGAAGGCAUUACAGAAACAAUACUUUUUUGUUUCUUCUGUGGACUUGUCGUAUAAUAAUAUUGUUGAUAUACCAGCUGAAGAUAGUGUUAUGGUAAAUAUAAAGAAGUUGGAUUUAUCAUUCAACCCCUUGUCAGAAAAAUCUGUUAUGAGUGUUUUGACCGAACCAAAGACGGUAAGAGACCUUAAUUUAGCAGGAACCGGUAUGCAGACCGUAGGUCAGCUUGAGACACCAUUUUUGUAUAGACUCAACUUGUCCUACAAUAAUAUUACAAAAUUAUCUGAGAAAACAUUCACACGAACUACACUAUUAGAAUCGCUAGAUAUUUCCCACAAUCAAAUUGUAGAUGUAUCGAAUUCUCUAGCGAUUUCUUGGCCAAAACUUAAGAAUCUACAACUGCUCAAUAUUUCAGAUAAUCCUAUUGUAAUGAUACUUGAAGGAAAUUUCGAAGGCUUAUCUUCUCUACGCGUAUUAGAUGUAAGGCGUUUAGAAAAGUGUACUAAAAUUGAAAAGAAUGCUUUUAGAACUUUAUCGAAUUUAGUUGAACUUCGAGCUUACGAUUAUCCUAGAUUAGGGUACUUUGAUGUUCCAGGCGCAUUACAAUUUUUCGAAGCACUAGAAAAGUUAGAUGUUGAAUUUAAAGAUACAAAUAUUGGACCUGAUCAACUUCAUUCUACUCUACACCCACGUUUAGAAGAACUUGGCAUUAGAGGAUCCCGUCUUAAAACAGUAUCAUCUGGAGUGUUAGCUGGUUUGAAAGCUCCUGCAAUUACAGUUAGGUUCCGGAAUACUUCAAUGACAAAUCUGCCUCCAGCGCUGCUGUUUCCAUUGCCAAGAUCAUCACAAAUUACCAUCGAUAUAGGCGGUAGCCAGUUAUCAACAAUACAACCCCAGUUGUUAGUUGCACUUGAUGAUAGACGAGCUGAUUUAUCUAUGUUUGGUUUAGACACAAAUCCCAUUCGCUGCGAUUGUAACGCGAGAGCACUUCGUAGAUGGUUACCAACUGUUGGGAUUGAAGAUGUGCGUUGUGAUUCACCCGAGCACUUAUCCGGAUUCCUUCUUAUAGAAAUAGGAGACGAUGAACUAUCAUGUGACACUCGAAAGCGAACCACUGCAACUUCAUCUAGCACUAGCUUAUCUACAACAUUUCCCCCGCGUCUAGUUCAUCGAACUUCGGCGGAACCAGAUAUUAUUUGGUCAGUUGCUCCAUCGCACGAACGAUCUAAAAAUGCAGGAGAGCCGAAAGGAGCACCUGUUCUUGGCGUGGCGACAUCAAACAAUGAUGAUAAUUUGAUUAUUGGUAUCGUUGGGGGAGUUGUUGCAUUUAUUGCUAUUUUGAUAGUAGCAAUAUGUAUAGUUCGCUUACGUAUGUCAAGUACAUCAUACAGAGGUGGUCCAUUAGCUAACAGUCCGGGUGCUGGCGCUGCCCCGUUAUGGGGAGCUGCUUGGCCCGGUUAUGCCGGUACUUUGCCUCCUCCCUCGUUAUCAACAGCUACGUUGCCUCAUAAAAUGCAGUCAGGUCCUGGAUCAGUUCGGUAUCUAGCGCCACCACCACCAGCGCCUUACUUUAUAAGCAUGCCACCACAUGAAGAUAAGAUCUAUCGGUAGAAUUUAAUAUGUUUAAGUGUGAAAAUGAGAGACUUUAUAGACGUAACAUGUAAAUAUAGAAGGUCAUAAUAACAUAAACGAAUACCUGUAUUUGUGCUUAUAUUCUAAUGCUUAUUUGUUUGCCUCUUUUGUGUUAAGAUUGUUUAAAUGAACAUUUGAAUACUAAGGCUAGGUUGAAUUUAUCUAGUCAACAAUGACAGGUAUUCAAGGUAUCACAGGUGCGUUCAUGUAAUUUAUUGUUACAAUGAGGGAUUCAUACUCGAGUCGUCCUUUGUAUAAAUGGAUGACGCGUGGCACAAUUGUUGUAUAAUAUAUUUAUUUAAUUUAAGUUUAGGUCAUGUACUUAAGUAAGAUAGUGUCUUAGAUUAAUUAUGGAACAAUAAACUAAUUUCUAAGUA
This is a messenger RNA of Colias croceus (clouded yellow), 4580 nucleotides long. Its product is annotated as protein artichoke. The transcript has 8 exons. The record is from RefSeq and is a predicted model, not a curated record. The coding region runs from base 208 to 4182 and encodes 1324 amino acids. Gene Ontology annotation, molecular function: protein binding. NCBI's taxonomy places the organism in Eukaryota, Metazoa, Arthropoda, Insecta, Lepidoptera, Pieridae.